Papaver somniferum (opium poppy) is the source of this 1744-nucleotide messenger RNA. Its product is annotated as serine/threonine-protein phosphatase PP1 isozyme 3. Gene Ontology annotation, cellular component: nucleus; cytoplasm. The transcript is spliced from 4 exons. Lineage: Eukaryota; Viridiplantae; Streptophyta; Magnoliopsida; Ranunculales; Papaveraceae. The record is from RefSeq and is a predicted model, not a curated record. The coding region runs from base 355 to 1317 and encodes 320 amino acids. Gene Ontology annotation, molecular function: protein serine/threonine phosphatase activity.
CGUAACCUCCUCCAGUCCGUCCUCCUCACUGAGUUCACUCUAUCCAUCUCUUCUUUGCCCCCAAUUCCUUUUUCCAGUAAGUUGCUCCGCGCGUCGAAGCCAAGGCUGGUGGUUGACGCCGCAGAUCAGGAAUCAGGACCACCACCCAAUCGAUUAUACAAAAGCGAAAGCAAAGACAGUUCUAAAGCUAUUAACAAACAGGUUAAAAGUUUCCUUUUAGGGAUUCCAAUCCAGACUGGAUAUCAUCUUAUUCUAUUCCAAAUCAAGGGUUAGGGUUUCAACUACUUAACCUCCCUCCCUCUUGUAGGAAUCAGAAUCAGAAUCAACAAACAGUUGUAGUUGAAGGAAUAAUCAAUGGCUUCUAGUAAUAAUAGUGGUCAAGUGGGAAUGGAUAGUGGUGUACUUGACGACAUCAUAAAUCGGUUACUCGAAGUCAGAUCGUCUAAACCAGGUAAACAAGUUCAGUUAUCCGAGUCUGAGAUUCGUCAGCUUUGUAUUGCUUCCAGAGAGAUUUUCCUUCAACAACCUAAUCUACUCGAACUCGAAGCUCCUAUCAAGAUCUGCGGUGACAUUCAUGGACAAUACGGUGAUCUAUUGAGGUUAUUCGAGUACGGCGGCUUACCACCGCAAUCGAAUUACUUGUUCUUAGGGGAUUAUGUGGACCGUGGGAGGCAGAGUCUCGAAACGAUAUGUUUAUUGCUUGCUUACAAAAUUAAAUACCCUGAGAACUUCUUUUUACUGAGAGGAAAUCACGAAUGUGCUUCGAUUAAUAGGAUUUAUGGUUUCUAUGAUGAGUGUAAGCGCAGAUUUAAUGUUAGGCUAUGGAAAACGUUUACCGACUGUUUUAACUGUUUGCCUGUGUCGGCUGUUAUUGACGACAAGAUAUUGUGUAUGCAUGGUGGUAUUUCGCCUGAUUUGAAUAAUUUGGAUCAGAUUAGGAAUUUGCCUAGGCCGACUGAUGUACCGGAUACCGGGUUGUUGUGUGAUUUGUUGUGGUCUGAUCCUGGUAGAGAUGUGAAAGGGUGGGGAAUGAAUGAUAGGGGUGUUUCAUAUACGUUUGGUCCUGAUAAGUGUGCCGAGUUUUUGACUAAGCAGGAUUUGGACCUUGUCUGUCGUGCCCAUCAGGUUGUAGAGGAUGGGUAUGAGUUCUUUGCAGACAGGCAGCUUGUUACAAUAUUCUCUGCGCCCAACUACUGCGGGGAAUUUGAUAAUGCUGGUGCCAUGAUGAGUGUUGAUGAAAACUUAAUGUGCUCGUUUCAAAUUCUCAAGCCUGCAGAAAGAAGGACAAGGUCCAUGAUGUCUACGAGUAUAUUAUGACCGCAGCUGUCGACACUUCAUAAAGUUGCAGAGUCUUAUUCGUUGCAGCCAUGGGACAGAAUCCACUGAAAAUAGAAGAGUAGAGUUCAAGAUAAGCUAUUUCAGGGAGAGAUGAUGAUAGUGGUGCUUCUUCUGGUGUUCACUAUCUGAUGGAUUUCAGCUAUUACGUAGAAUGUAUAACUGUAGUUGGUCCACAGGGUGGGGGCAAGUUUCGUUUUGCUGGUGCUAGUGUUCCUGGAUCUUUCUUUUUCUUGUUUAUUUUGGGAUGGGACAGAUGGUUUCUUAAUUUACUUUUUGAAAUUGUACCCAGGGGUGGUGAUUCCGGGGUUGUGGGGUGCUCAUGUAAAUACAUUUUGGUCUUGUGAAUGGCCAUAUAUUUGUAGUAGGUUCUGAACCCCCAAGAAACAGACUUGUUUGUUUUUUCAUA